CUUCUCUAGUUAUUAAACUCAUUGAUAUGAUAUGUACGAGAUACGUUUAACAUUUUGGUCUGUGCAAAAAAAAAAUAAAGUUACUUCGACCUCGCCUUGUUGACGGGUGUUUUGUCUUUUUUUUUUUCUUUUAACGUGCUUCUGACUUUUAGCAACUUGCACCUAAUGUAGUGCAAUUAAUUUGUCAAAAUUGGGCUUCGUAAGUAAUUUUAUUGUUUGAUCGACUAUUGAUUCAAGUAAUAUAUUAUAAAUACUCUACACUAAUGUAGAUAUAAAUAAUAAUACAUUACCGUUUUUAUCUUGCAGAAAUAGUAAAAAUUACCGUCUUGAUUUGACUUGUAAGAACUUGCAAUUUGUGUCCGUUGGAGAAACUGAUUUUACUCAUUGGAUUUUACGAACACAUUUUUACAUUUCCUUUGUAAAUUUCAGCGGCACCCUUUACCUGCAUUUACGUCUACCUUUUAUUCUAAAUUAUAAUCCAAUUGGUAGAAUAUGUCAGGCAGAAACAUUUGGCGCUCAAAAGAAGAUGUUCUCAGAGACUUGGCUCAGUUCACUGGAAUCCCAAAUGGAGUAGAUGAUUUCAUAGUAAGUGGUGAAAGGCCGCCGCCACCUCGAAGGAUUGAAGAAGAUGAAGGGUUGGACUAUAGAUUUUGUGAUGCUGAAAAUACACCAAGUAAUACAAAUAACGGUCCAGACCUAGUUGGUAUAAGUGAAAUGCUGAGACUGGUAAAUGAAUAUAAUGAUACAGAUGCGGAAGAAUCAUCUCAAUCUAAAUCGGUGGACCAGAUAGUAACAAUUAGUAAGCUCAACCCGCAUGUUCCAGAGUUUAUACCAAAAAGUGUAACUGCAUGUUCUCCUAGCAAUGAACAAUGUAAAGAUGUAGUUAAUAAUGAAAAUAAUAAGUUAAGUGGAAGUAAUAAAACCUAUCAUGUAAGUAAUAGUAUAAACAAACGUGACGAUAAUAUAGACGUUAUAAGUGUAGAAAAAAGAAAUGACAUUUCGAAGUUGAAACUUAAAAACUGUGAUAGUGUUAUUGCAAAUGGUAUAACAGAUUCUCGAGAUGUUAAGGAUAUAAGCAGUCAAUCAAUUACGGAAAAGGGCAAUAACGAAAAGGACUGUGAUGAUAUUGAUAUAGAGAAAAGAAUUGAUAUUUCUAAGUUGAAUCCUGACGAAAUUAACCAUAUGACGAAAAAACUUAGAAAUAAAAUUAGUAGUGUCUCUAAAAGCGACAAUUUGCAAGGUAAAAGGGAUAGAAAUGUAGCAAUAGCUACCCUUUUAAAACUUUAUUCUGCUGAACCAAAUAAGUUGAAAUCACUGUCCCCUGAAAAGUUAUUGGCGCCUGAAAAGUCAGUAAAACAUGAAAGUGACGGUCAACCUCUACUGUUUACACCAGAAUAUUUUGAGAUGAGCAUAGCUAAAGGAUCUCCAGAAGAAACAAAGCCAAAGUCGUUUACUGAUAUAAAGAAGACAAUACCACUGACCGUCGAGAAGGACGCCCCAAGUGAGAGUAAUGAGAGUCGAAUAGAAGAAACCGACUCUUCCAAAGAAUCAUUUUCGUCUAGCUCCAAUAGUCGUCUUGAAGAUCCAGAAGUACGCCAGUCCAUAGAAAAGGUGACGAAGUGGUUUGAUGAACCGAAAUCACUCAAGUCUGUAUCACCUAUGAAAUCGAUACGGAAAGGACCUGCGGUAUUUUUAGGCCCAAUCUCUUUUAAACGGAAGGACUCCCCUAAGUCUCCUGUCAGUGACGAAAGCAAAAGAUCAACCCCGACUAAAAGUAAUUCAACAGCUCAUGUGGCGCAUUACAAACCAUCUAAGUAUGCGGAAGACUUGAGAAAAAUAUAUUCUGAGCGUAAUAAGGAUAUCGAUAAGAGAAAUCAAGAUAUAUGGACGGCACUUGAAAUUAAAAUGAAAGAAAAAGAAGAGAGAAUGAGAAAAGUACGCUUGGAAAAGUCACUGUCAUCGUCGCAAGAUGUUUCCAGUAGUCAAGACGACACCAGCCAAGAUGAUAAUGAUAGUAAAAGAUAACGUAUCAAUAGGUCAUUUCAAAUUUGAAAUCAUUUUUUCUUUAUUUAUUUUGAAUGAUUAUUCAAAAUGUUCUAAACACCUAGUUGGAUCAUAAGUUCUGCCACAUGUGAUUUGUGAAAUAUU
This is a messenger RNA of Diatraea saccharalis (sugarcane borer), 2148 nucleotides long. NCBI's taxonomy places the organism in Eukaryota, Metazoa, Arthropoda, Insecta, Lepidoptera, Crambidae. The record is from the annotation of a GenBank genome assembly.